AAUACUUACCGAUUUGUAGAUAUCAAAGUGCUUAAGAACAAAUCCAAUUUCUUUGUAGUGAUAGAAUCGUGUGCGCUCCGAUUCAUGAAUUGGAAUAGUUUCUAAAAUCCACACACUGACGAGAUCAUUUUAUUGGUUUCAUAAAUGUGAUUGGAAAUGACAUAGCAUUAUUUGACAUCGUACAAUAGUAUUAUUAAUUCAGAAUCACGCUCAUGACGUGAUGCAUGUUGAUUCAUAAGCGUUGAAGGGGAGAACGAUAUUUCAAAAACGAGUCGCACUUCUCGCACCGUACAGAGUACGGUUUUUCUGGAAUGCCGUCCAAUUUUUCAUCGUUAAUUUGGACUGACACUGACAGCAAGGCGAAAGUAAAUAUACGUGACCGUGGAAAAUAAUCAGUCUGUUAAAACAAAUCUAUCGAGGUCAGCACUCAAGAUCUUCAGGAUAGUUCCAUCACAGGCUGAAAAGGUCGGAUUUCUACUGAAGCUAACCUUACACCUGGUGAACCAUCCAAAGCUCUGAAUACCAAACGCACAAUGGCCUUGACAAAUGUUUUGCUGCUCAGUCAGAUAUCCGGAUAUGUCUUUGCACUGAUUUUGUCUUUGUGCGUAAUUGUACCCAUGAGCUUGCACCAGAAUGAAUUUCGCGGACACUGCCUUUUAUUUUCUACAGGAGUGUGGCAGGAAGAUGAUGGACAGUUCAUGGUUGAUUGGGCAUCACAAGCUUACUGCAAUUACACGAUAUUUGUCGGUUUGCUCUUAUUCCUAACUUGUGCCGUGCAGAUAUAUCGCCUCUCCAUGCUGAUGUAUCGUGGAGAAGAUAGCUCCUUUCUGUCUGCUUUUGUGGAUGUAGUUUCCUCAGUGUUCCUCACUGCAUUGACUCUCAUUGCAGCUAUUAUUAUUACCCUAGGGUUCAUGACUUGGUGCGACUGUAUGACCAAGAGAUUUCAAUCCUGCGAACUUGCAGCGGGCAAUGAUAUCGAUAAAAAAGAUGGAAUAGAUACCUCAGGGUACCACAUAGAACUGGGAGCUGCUCAGUUCGGAGCCUGGAGCAGCUUAUCUGUUUGGGUCGGGCUGUCUGUCUUUGCAGUUCUCAAGCUUCUGAGGUAUCAUCAGUUGGAAAAUAUGAAAGUUUCCAUGUACAGGGAAAGGCAGAGGUUGAUACAAGCCAGCAGUAGCUCCUCUCAGCCAUUACAUAGUUAGAUGCUGAAGAAAAUAUUGGUUUGUACAUUACUACGUGGAGACAUAAUAAUCAAUUGUUGGUACAUAUUAGUUAUGUUCGAUUAUACUGACAAUAAUCAAUUUGGAACCAACAUAUCAGAAAAAAUAUGGGUACAGUCUUGAGACUAGAUUAGGGGAGCUGACAACGAGCAAUAUGAAUUUUACUGUUCACCGCUACCUCUAUAUUAUAUUUCCAUUCAAUCAUUCGAUAAAUAUAAUUACUCUGUAAAAGUGCAAUGUUGAUGAAAGCAUCGUGAAAAAUUUCAGAAUAACUCGUCUUUCGGUGACCCACAUAAAAUUCGAUUUCCACGAAUAUAGUGAAGUAUUGAGAAAUAUGAGACUGUCAAGAUAACGCUACACAUGGCAAAGGUCAGCUCAGAAGUAUCACGUGUAAUCUGUGUAAUGUUCGUUAUAUUUUCCACAACAUAGUAUGAUCUUUCAACCUUUGCCAGUUACGGCAACAGAACUCACCCAAAUUCAUACGUAAAUGUUGGAUAUUUUCAAGGUCAAUGAAAAAAAUAUCUGUCACAAUAUCCUUGUGAUACGUAAGGUGAAUACAAUUUUACUUCUUCUUGAGAUCAACAAUUAUCAGACCAAAAAUAUCUUAGCUAUAAACAAAGCUGUAUAUAGUAGUCCUUGAGAAAUUGCAAAGAAAAACAUGCAGUGAUUCGUAUGAAAAUCAAAUAUUGGACAAAUGAGUCAUUAUUUUUAUGAAGGGCUAUGUUCGAAGUAAAACAUUGCCAACGAUAUCACAUGGUUUACAAUCUCUAUGAAAGAGGUAGACUGGAAGAGAUACAGUAAAAAAUCAAACAAGUCGGGCAGGAAAGAAAUGAAAAACCCUUCAGGCUAUUUGCAUCACAUAUGAAUGUCAUCAAUCUUUGAUUGAUAGCAGUAAGAAAACGUAUCUCAUAAUGAAAUAAAUGUCAUAUGUAACUAUGAA
Athalia rosae (coleseed sawfly) is the source of this 2157-nucleotide messenger RNA. RefSeq names its product transmembrane protein 179. Lineage: Eukaryota; Metazoa; Arthropoda; Insecta; Hymenoptera; Athaliidae. The transcript has 2 exons. The record is from RefSeq and is a predicted model, not a curated record. Bases 534 to 1199 code for a protein of 221 amino acids.